This is a messenger RNA of Owenia fusiformis, 1644 nucleotides long. The record is from the annotation of a GenBank genome assembly. Lineage: Eukaryota; Metazoa; Annelida; Polychaeta; Sabellida; Oweniidae.
CCAUGACACUGUUAGUAAACAUAACAUAGUCGUCCAUAAAAAGAAAUCUGGUUACUUCAAAAUAGAUGUUGGAAAAUGAAUGACCAAUCCGAAGAGUACAACCCAAGAGGACGAGGCGCCACAUUUUCAGCCUCCGAGUUAAACUACAAUUUGCCUCAUUAUGAUAAUGAAGAUACCCCCUCAAUGCCAAUUGAAGAGGGCGAGUUUAACUACAAUUUGCCUCAUUAUGAUAAUGAAGAUACCACUUCUAUAUCAAGCGAAGAGGUAGAAGACUCGUCAGCCGGAUCAGCAGAGUUGAAUAUAGACGCAAUUGACGUAUCAAGAUUUACGAAUGUUCCAUAUCGAGCUCCACAAAGCUACGGAAAUCGCAGAGAAGGAACGUAUAGCCCCGAAACAUCAAGAGACGUGGCAAAUCAUCGGGCAAAUUUAUCUAGUUUGUUCCGUAGAUACAUGGGACAUGGCGCUAUUUCUACGACCCAAUCGGACAUUGCAAGACGAUCUGGUAAUACUUCUUAUGCAAUUUUUAAUAGAGCUUUUAAAAGAAGGCAUGAGUCCGAACCAUCCAGCACUGCGACCAUUCCCUCCAACCAUAACGACAUAUACAAAAUGUUUGUUUCCGGCGGUACUUUGGUAGUGCCUAGAAAUUGGGGAAGACCAUCAUCCCUAGAUAUGAAUACAAACGAACAUUCUGCUACAUAUUGUGAUGGUGUCACAAUAGAUGCCUUCAUCUCGCACUUCCGGAACAAAGUUCUGGAAUUAAAGUAUCGCCCAAAUUUGACAGAUUUCGAUAAAAUCUACAAAUCCUUCUGUAAAUACGCAGUGACACGACUUAUCUAUAUUAAACUCAGGAUGAACCUUAACAACAAUGAAGAGAAUAAUGAAAACGAUGACGAAGACGAUGAUGAAGAGAAUAAUGAAGACGAUGACGAAAACGAUGAUAAAAUGAAUAAUGAAUACGAUGACGAAUACGAUGAUGAAGAGAAUAAUGAAGACGAUGACGAAGACGAUGAUGACAAAAAUAAUGAAGACGAUGACGAAGACGAUGAUGAAGAGAUAAAUGAAGACGACGACGAAGACGAUGAUGAAGCGAAUAAUGAAGACGAUGACGAAUACGAUGAUGAAGAGAAUAUUGAAGACGAUGACGAAGAUGAUGAUAAAAUGAAUAAUGAAGACGAUGACGAAUACGAUGAUGAAGAGAAUAAUGAAGACGAUGACGAAAACGAUGAUGAAGAGAAUAAUGAAGACGAUGACGAAGACGAUGAUGAAGCGAAUAAUGAAGACGAUGACAAAGGCCAUGAUGAAGAGAAUAAUGAAGACGAUGACGAAGACGAUGAUAAAGAGAAUAAUGAAGACGACGAAGAUAAUGAAAACGACUCCGAGGUUGAGAAUUUUCAUAACAUUGACGAUGCGUACGAAACUGAUACUUAUAUUGACACUUAUGCAGAUAGGUAUGCCAACAGUGAAAAUGAUAUUGCCGACAUGGAAGCACAAGGCGGCCAAAUUGGGGGAACAGAAACAGUCGAGAUAACCGAAAAAGUGUCACUUGAGGAAAAAACCAAGCGGAACGCAAUUAGGUCGUUCCUCAGAAGGAAUCUGUGCGUUUCUACAAGAUCAAAAACAGAAUCUGACACGGAUUCUGAAUGA